UUUGACAUCUAACAACUUUUUUAAAAUUUUAUUUACACUGUUCUGCAAUGUACCAGAGCAGUUGAGUGAGUUUGGUUGUUAUUCGACAGUGCGAUACGAAAAACUUCUAAAUUAUAAUUUAAAGGCUUCUUCAAAAGAUUUUCCCGGAGCUGCAGCCUGCAUUUAAAGUGGAUUACAUCUGAGUGAAGCUGUUUUUUUUUUUUUUCGACUGUAGUUUUCUAGUUACUACUGCUUAUGUGCUGUAUUCCGAUGGAUUAAAAAGCCAACCUAAAUGAAUUUCUCUUCCUGCAAUUUUGUAGCCUGUUAAUGGAUUACAACUGCUUGCUGUCUCAGCUCAACCUUUUCUAAAAAGUUAUUAUGGUAACACUUAUUAAAUUAGAAAAUUGUGAGUACUGAAUGGGGUGAUUUUUAUUUUUACUGCUUCUAUUUUGGCUCACUUGUUAUACAUUCCAUAAUGUUAAUGGCAAAAUAUCAACAACAUUUCUGAAAAUAGAGAAAAAAAAUCCUUGCUCUGAUGUUUAAAAUAAAUGUAUUCGGAAGACUAACCUUGAUAGAUAAAUAGUAGUCUUCAAUGGUUUAUGCUGGAGUGUCUACUGUACAAAUGUAACCAGCCAAAAGUGCAUAAUCUAACAUCCAGCAAAUCUUUUAUUGUUGUUGUUGUUGUUGUUGUUGUUGUUGUUGUUGUUGUUGUUGUUGUUACACAUUUCUACAGGCACUGUGUGCUGUAUAGUCAAGCAGGAGGUGGGAACCAAACAUGACUGCAACAAUCACAAAAACUAAAAUUUAACCACUGAACACAGUGGCCCGUUGACCAUUCUUUCUGUUCACCUCUCAGUGGCGUUUCCUUUCAGAAUGGUACCACCCCCACCAGCUAAUAAGCCCCAUGUGUGCCUCUCCACUAUCCUCAUUAUGAGCAGCAUGGCGCUAGUGGAUGCUUAUCUUGUAGAGCAGAACCAAGGGCCACGGAAGAUAGGCAUCUGCAUCAUGGUAAUGGUGGGGGAUCUCUGCUUCCUAAUUAUCCUUCGUUACAUGGCAGUGUGGGUGGGAGCAGAGGUCAGGACAGCAAAAAGAGGUUACGCCAUGAUCUUGUGGUUCCUCUACAUCUUUGUGUUGGAGAUCAAAGUCUACUUCAUCUACCAGAACUACAAGGCAGACAGGAAGAGCCUUGACACUAUUGCACGGAAAGCCUUGACGCUACUGCUGUCUAUCUGCAUCCCUGCCCUGUAUGUACUCCUGGCGGCAGUUGACCACAUGGAGUACGUAAGAGCCUUCAAGAAGAAGGAGGAGCUGAGGAACCGACUCUUUUGGGUGGUGGUGGACUUGUUGGAUGUUUUGGAUAUUCAAGCCAAUUUGUGGGAGCCACAGAAAAAAGGACUCCCCCUAUGGGCCGAAGGACUGAUGUUCUUUUACUGUUAUAUUUUGUUACUGAUCCUUCCCUGCUUGUCUCUGAGUGAGAUAAGCAUGCAGGGGAUCAACAUAGUGCCGCACAGGAUGAUGUUGUACCCCAUACUGAGCCUGGUCACCAUAAACAUCAUCACCAUCUUCAUCCGAGGGGGGAACUUGAUCUUUUUCCGGGAUGCAAGAGUGUCAGGAAUCCUCAUGGGAAAGAACUUCUUGGCUAUCAUACUAAAGACCUGUAGUUUUGUACAGUAUAGAAAACAGUUGCAAAGGGCCCCUCCUGGGCUGGCAAUCGAACUUCAGAAGAACUCUGUACCCCACAACCAAGCAAUACCGUCCCGGCCUAGGGUGGUUGUACAAAAUCAGAGGGCCUUGCCAGAGGUGACUGGAUGUGAGAACACAUGACACAUGGUUUAAAAAAAUAAGGUUAAUAAAUACAGAGAAUGCAUUGUUGGAUUCUGGGAAUAAACAGACACCGUUGAUUGGGGGGGGGAGUAGGUGACACAAGGUAUUUUUCAAACAUGCAGUGCAGAGUACAUUUUUUAUGUGGUACGUGGUACAUUAUGGCAUCAAGCAAAGUGACAAUGGUGGUGUUGUUGUGUAAAAUGUUUCUUUCAUGGCAUUUUCUGUUAUGUGUGAACGGAAGGUCAAAAAUCAUUAUUGAUGUUGCAAAAGUAGGCUCUGAUGUGUUGUAUG
Molecule: messenger RNA, 2094 nt
Organism: Polyodon spathula (Mississippi paddlefish)
Lineage: Eukaryota; Metazoa; Chordata; Actinopteri; Acipenseriformes; Polyodontidae
Product: transmembrane protein 121-like
Exons: 1
Coding region: 853-1803 (316 amino acids)
Source: RefSeq, a predicted model, not a curated record